Messenger RNA from Drosophila hydei, 1380 nucleotides. Its product is annotated as WW domain-binding protein 4. Lineage: Eukaryota; Metazoa; Arthropoda; Insecta; Diptera; Drosophilidae. The record is from RefSeq and is a predicted model, not a curated record. Gene Ontology annotation, cellular component: precatalytic spliceosome; nucleus. The transcript has 5 exons. Gene Ontology annotation, molecular function: RNA binding; zinc ion binding; protein binding. Gene Ontology annotation, biological process: mRNA splicing, via spliceosome. The coding region runs from base 298 to 1314 and encodes 338 amino acids.
AAUUUUGUAAUACUGGUGAAAUCAUAAAAAAUAUAUUUUUUAACUACAGUAUCAAGCCUCCUACUUAAUUAAGGCCCGAAUGUUUACUGUACGGUUAACAAAAGGCGUAACAUUCUCAAAUAAACCUUCCUUGUUGCGCCACAUGUUAAUCUGUGCAACUGAACAUAACGGUAGCAGUUACUGACACCUAUCUACAUUCUGCCAGCACUGUUCAGAGCAAUCGUACGCUUUACAGCACUACUGCGUGCAAGCAAAACAAAUAUAGAAGUCAAAGUAAAUAAAUAAUAAUUAGCAAACAUGACGGAAUACUGGAAAUCGAACGAACGCAAGUACUGCGAUUUCUGUAAAUGCUGGCUAAGCGACAACAAAGCUAGUAUUGCAUUUCAUGAAAGUGGCAAGCGACACAAGCUUAAUGUAUCCAAGCGCAUUACGGAGAUCAGCCGCAAUAGCGAAAAGUCGGAGAGGGAGAAACAAAAAAUGGACGCACAGAUUCGCAAAAUGGAGGAAGCCGCCAUGAAAUCCUAUGCACAAGAUAUCCACGGAUACCAUGGUGACAUGACCGCACGAUCCAUCAAUACUGUGCUCAGUGCAACAGCCUCCAGCAGUGGUAAUAAAGCGGGUCCAUAUGGAAAACCACGACAAAUCGAUCCAAUGCGAUUGGAGGGCGAUUCGGAUGAAGAUGAAGAUGACCGGCGGGUUAAUGUGGAUAAAAUAGCAGCUGAAACGGUGCCAGAUGCAUCAUUGUGGGUGGAGGGUAAAUCGGACGAGGGUCACACGUACUAUUGGAAUGUGAAGACAAAUGAAUCCGUCUGGGAGCCACCAAAAGAGGGGUUUCUCUCCUAUGAGGAAUAUGAGCGUAUCAAUCAGUUAGCCAUUGAUCAACAGCAGGUGACGCAAGCAGAGGAAUCGCUACGGUUUCGUGCCAAUGCAGAUGAGGAGGUGGCUCGCUUCAACCGCGAGCGACAUGCAAAAUUAUAUCGCAAACCAGAGAAUCCCAAAGAGAAGAAACAAAAGGAGGAAAAGAGGCAGCAGUUCAAAACUGAGGAGGAGGCUGCAACCAAGGAGAUUGGUCAGUGGCAGGUGGUGGAAACUAGACCGCCUGCAGAGCCCAUCGAUUGGCAGCUGCCCAAAACGGAUUACUAUGCGGUAGAGCCUGUCCCUGCCGCUGCGACAGAACCCGAGCCACCUGUAAAACGUUUCAAGGAGAAAACCAUAUCAGGAUUGGAUGAGGAGACAUCAAGCAGUGCGCCCGCCACAUUCAAAAAACGAAAAUUUGCAAAUAAUGGUAAUGCGCGCAAACCUUUAGAUGAGUAAAUACAGUACCUGUAACAUAUAUUUAAAUAAAUUCUUUUAAACAACAACCCACCCAUGAAAAAUAUG